Phialemonium atrogriseum is the source of this 1190-nucleotide messenger RNA. RefSeq names its product putative oxidoreductase. NCBI's taxonomy places the organism in Eukaryota, Fungi, Ascomycota, Sordariomycetes, Cephalothecales, Cephalothecaceae. Gene Ontology annotation, cellular component: late endosome; cytoplasm. Bases 200 to 1069 code for a protein of 289 amino acids. The record is from RefSeq and is a predicted model, not a curated record. Gene Ontology annotation, biological process: retrograde transport, endosome to Golgi. The transcript is spliced from 2 exons. Gene Ontology annotation, molecular function: oxidoreductase activity.
CCGGGACGCGUUCGCAGACGCGGUGCCAAACGGGGACGGCAGCGCCGGGGCCGGGUUUCCCGGGACGGCGGCGCCGGGCGGCGUUGCUGCCGGGGAGGGCGAUGAGGCGGUCCUCCCGAUACAGAGCAGCGUCCAUGCCGAGGAGGGGGAGAAGGACUGGGAGAAGUUGCCAAAGCAGGACGAGAACGCGGCUAGCUUAAUGAGGGACUCGCCCUUGCCGGCGGACCUGGACUGGAUAGACGCGGGCUUGGUGCGGCAGUACGAGGAGAUGGGCAUGCCCGGGUCGACGGAGACGUCCCAGGUUCAUCCGUAUUACUUCACUAUGGCGAUGGCGGAACUGGCGAAGGAGAGAGGUGUCGACAUCCGGUUAAUGGCCAAGGUCACCCAGAUCAACCAUACAAAGACCGAGGUCCAGAGCGUCGAGUACGAGGAUCGGGAAUCCCAGAGCAGCCGGAUAAUCGACGGGGUCACGGAUGUCGUCGUCACGGCGGGUCCGUGGACGGGGAAGAUGCUGCCGCGGACCCGCAUCGAGGGCCUGAGGGCGCAUAGCGUCGUGUUCAGCGCCAACGUUAGUCCCUACGCCGUGUUUACCGACAUAAGUCUCCCUACAGAGUGGGCGCCAGAGCAUCGGGCGAGAAAAGGCCAGAGGAGAAAGCACAGGGGGAACGUCGAUCCGGAAAUCUACGCUCGGCCGGGGGGUGAAGUCUACGCUUGCGGCGAACCCGACAGGACCAUCCCCCUCCCGGAGACAGCCGACCUCGUGCAGACGGACGAGGCGCAGUGCGACGACCUGGUAGCCUAUAUCGGCACCGUGUCCCCGCAGCUCGCGGCCGCGCCGGUCAAGACGAAGCAGGCCUGCUACCUCCCGCGGCACGUCCGGACCCGCGAGGAGGACAACCCACUCAUUGGCCCCACCACCGUGCCGGGGCUGUGGGUCGCCAGUGGCCACACCUGCUGGGGCGUCCAGAACGGGCCCGGGACGGGCUGCCUCAUGGCCGAGAUGCUGCUCGACGGCCGGACGACGAGCGCCAAUAUCGAGAAGCUGGAUCCGCGCAAGUUUAGGGUGUGAGGCGGAGUUUCUUGCUUUUUUUUCUCCUUCCCGUUUUUCUUUUCUUUUUCGCAGCGGAGCUUGUGUCAGAAGAGCGGAGGUGUUGGGGGGGUGGGGGGGUCCAGGGGUGCUGCUGGGCCGC